CCAGGGUAGAGUGCAAUACCCUGUUUCCCAUCCCCCUCUCCUCCUUCCCCAUCUGCAGGUGCAUGCCGGGAUGCAGCACUACGGGGUGAACGGCUACUCGCUGCACGCCAUGAACUCUCUCAGUGCCAUGUACAACCUGCACCAGCAGGCGGCCCAGCAGGCCCAGCACGCCCCGGACUACCGGCCCUCGGUGCAUGCACUUACCCUGGCCGAGCGCCUGGCUGGCUGUACAUUUCAAGACAUCAUCUUGGAGGCCCGCUAUGGCUCCCAGCACCGCAAACAGCGCCGCAGCCGCACAGCGUUCACCGCUCAGCAGCUUGAGGCCCUGGAAAAGACCUUCCAGAAGACCCACUACCCGGAUGUGGUGAUGCGUGAGAGGCUGGCCAUGUGCACCAACCUGCCGGAGGCCCGGGUGCAGGUGUGGUUCAAGAACCGCAGGGCCAAGUUCCGGAAGAAGCAGCGCAGCCUGCAGAAAGAGCAGCUCCAGAAGCAGAAGGAGGCCGAGGGCUCCCAAGGGGAAGGCAAGACAGAGGCCCCAACCCCAGAUACCCAGCUGGAGACUGAACAGCCCCCAAGCCUGCCCAGUGGUGACCCCCCUGCCGAGCUUCACCUGAGCCUGUCUGAGCAGUCGGCCAGUGAGUCAGCCCCUGAGGACCAGCCAGACCGGGAGGAGGAUCCCCGGGCAGGGGCCGGGGAUCCCAAAGCUGAGAAGAGCCCUGGGGCUGAGAGCAAGGGGCUGGGCUGCAAGAGGGGCAGCCCCAAGGCAGAUUCCCCAGGCAGCCUGGCCCUGGCUCCUGCAGCCCCCGGGGGCGGCCUCCUGGGCCCCUCCCGCUCUUACUCCUCCUCCCCGCUGAGCCUCUUCCGUCUGCAGGAGCAAUUCCGCCAGCACAUGGCGGCCACCAACAACCUCGUGCAUUACUCAUCCUUCGAAGUCGGGGGCCCGGCCCCUGCUGCUGCUGCGGCUGCUGCCGCCGUGCCCUACCUGGGCGUUAACAUGGCCCCCCUGGGCUCACUACACUGCCAGUCCUACUACCAGUCCCUGUCAGCAGCCGCUGCUGCCCACCAGGGCGUGUGGGGGUCCCCACUGCUGCCCGCGCCCCCGGCCGGCCUGGCACCUGCCUCGGCUGCCCUGAACAGUAAAACCACGAGCAUCGAGAACCUGCGGCUUCGGGCCAAGCAGCACGCGGCCUCUCUGGGACUCGAUACGCUGCCCAACUGACUGCUGGCCUCCAACCCAGCCAGGGGUCUUGAGUGCCCCCUCCCAGCCCCAGGGUUAUCCCCAGAUGGCUUGCAAGGAGUUAACUCUAUGAGCCCAGGGAUCCCGGGGCCUUGGAGUCCUGCUCCCUGUCCCCCUCCCCAAGUCCCCGCCCGAGGUGAAGCCCACACUUGCACACCCUCUGCAUGGCCCUGCUUGGAUCCCGUGGAGGCCAAAUUGGGCGGGGGGAGGCGAGGCCAGGGCGCCUGCCGCCUCCUGCAGGGGAGUGAGGCCCUCAUGGCCAGAUCCUCACCCCAGCCCGGUCUCCUGC
This is a messenger RNA of Leptonychotes weddellii (Weddell seal), 1526 nucleotides long. The record is from RefSeq and is a predicted model, not a curated record. NCBI's taxonomy places the organism in Eukaryota, Metazoa, Chordata, Mammalia, Carnivora, Phocidae.